AUGCCCACCUCCUCCCCCACCUCCAUAUUCAGCAACCUAACCUCCACCAUCCUCUUCCUCAUCCGCCUCCCCAUCUUCCUCGCUUACACCCUCCUCUACUUCCUCUUCCUCCACCACUUCCCCCUCCCCGCCGUGGCCCACAAGCUCCUCCUCUGGACCUACCUCUCCAUCCCCGGAAUCUGGUGGGUAGACCUCCAACUCGACGGCGUAAAACGCGGCUCCCUCUCCCAGCAACCCCCCUCCCGCGUCCCCCACCCCGGUUCCCUCAUCGCCGCCAAUUUCACCUCCCCCGUCGACGCCCUCUACCUCGCCGCCGUCUUCGACCCCAUCUUUGUCGUCUCCUACCCCCACUCCCGAAAAGUCCAACGCAUCUCGCUCAUCGCAGCAAUAAUCAAUGCCUUGUCCCCCGCCCCCUUGUCCCCUCCUCCGGGAAGUAGUCUCACCGACCUGAGGACGAUCAUCGAGAAGAAUCCCAACAGGGUUGUUGCCAUCUUUCCGGAAUCGGGCACGACGAAUGGAAAGGGGAUUCUGCCGUUGAGCCCGGCCUUGUUGACUGUGCCGGCUGAGGCAAAGAUCUUCCCUGUCAGUAUGAGGUAUACGCCACCUGAUAUUACGACGCCCGUGCCUGGAACUUGGAUCCAGUUUUUGUGGAAGCUGCUGGGGCGGCCGACGCAUUAUAUUAGGGUCAGGAUUGCGGAGGGGAUGGUGAAUACCACCAAGGCCGUCAAUGGGGUUUCAAGCCAGGAGGAGAGCACGCCCAGUGGGGAGGACGGGGUGACGGUGGAGGAGCAGAAGCUGCUGGACAAUGUCGCGGAGGCCUUGGCUAGGUUAGGGAGGGCGAAGAGGGUGGGCUUGACGUUGAAGGAGAAGGAUGCCUUUGUUGAGGCUUGGAAUAAGAGGAGAAGGUAG
Podospora anserina S mat+ is the source of this 909-nucleotide messenger RNA. RefSeq lists its product as uncharacterized. The coding region runs from base 1 to 909 and encodes 302 amino acids. The transcript has a single exon. NCBI's taxonomy places the organism in Eukaryota, Fungi, Ascomycota, Sordariomycetes, Sordariales, Podosporaceae. The record is from RefSeq and is a predicted model, not a curated record. Gene Ontology annotation, molecular function: acyltransferase activity.